Messenger RNA from Botrytis byssoidea, 510 nucleotides. RefSeq lists its product as uncharacterized. Lineage: Eukaryota; Fungi; Ascomycota; Leotiomycetes; Helotiales; Sclerotiniaceae. Gene Ontology annotation, cellular component: nucleus; cytoplasm. The coding region runs from base 1 to 510 and encodes 169 amino acids. Gene Ontology annotation, molecular function: ubiquitin protein ligase binding; zinc ion binding; protein tag activity. Gene Ontology annotation, biological process: protein ubiquitination; modification-dependent protein catabolic process. The record is from RefSeq and is a predicted model, not a curated record. The transcript is spliced from 3 exons.
AUGUAUACUCCUUCAAGCGCCACUUCAUCCAGGUCCGCCUCUCCAGAAUUACAAUCGGAAUCAAUGCAAAUCUUUGUUAAGGUUUUGUCCGGCGACACUAUACCCAUAACCGUUCCCGAAGAUACCACCAUUUCGAACCUCGCCCAUCUCCUCUCUAUCCGCACAUCCUCGCCAUCGUCAUCACUUCGUCUCGUACACGCUGGAAGACAUCUACAACCAUCUUCAACUCUCACCUCGAAUAACAUUACUCGAGACUCGACAAUCCACGUUGCAGGAACACUAAGAGGCGGUAUGCCACCUAAGAAGAUUAGGUGCAAUUACAAGGACUGCGGGGUGGCAGCACAAAGAAUUGUAGGACACUGUGGAUUUUGUGAAGGAGAGUUCUGUGGGAAGCAUAGAAUGUUGGAGGAUCACAAGUGUGUGAAAUUAGAAGACUGCAAGAAGGAAUGUCAUGACCGAAAUGCAGCUCAACUAAAUGCCGAGCGAACCCAAGUCAUCAAGGGUAUCUAG